CCCGCGCCCACCCUCACCUCCACCACCACAGCACCUGCACACACGACCUCAGCUUCAGCUCAUCUCGAUCCAUCUCGCGUUCCCGGCCAUCUCCAACCAACGCCAGCCAUGCCGGCGAGCGGCUCGACGCAGGCGCUGGCGCACCGGGGCGGCGGCGGGGACCCAGCGGCAGCGGAGCACCCGCACUGCCUCCACCACCUGCUGGAGAGCGUGGCGCCGCUGCGCGUGGCCGCCGAGGGCGCGGGCGCGACCGCGCCGGAGGCGGACAGGCGGCUGACGCGGCUGCUGGUGAACGUGACGGUGGACCGGAGCCUGUGGCCCGUGCACCUGGUGCUGAGCGCCGACGCCACCGUGGCCGACCUCGUGCGCGCCGCCGUCGCGGCCUACGUCCGCGAGGGCCGCCGCCCGCCGAUCCACCAGCACCCCGGGGGCGCGGCGGACGGCGGCGACGCGGCCGACGGGUUCGAGCUGCAUUUCUCCAAGUACUCCCUCGAGAGUUUGAGGCCCGAGGAGAAGGUGCUGGAUCUGGGGUCUCGCAACUUCUUCCUCUGCGCCCGGAGAUCCGCAGCCUCUGCUUGAGCUUCUGAUUCCAUCGAGCACAUGCGUCGCCGCCGUUGUAAACUAGUAGCAGUAACGUCAAGUCGAUCUUGAUCAGCAGGUCGAGGCACCUUCAUUUGCCUUCUGAAACUAAACUUUGUAGAGAACGGGUGGACAUGUUGUUCUCAUGUGAGUUGUUGUGCUCAAGCUA
Setaria italica (foxtail millet) is the source of this 748-nucleotide messenger RNA. RefSeq lists its product as uncharacterized. The record is from RefSeq and is a predicted model, not a curated record. The coding region runs from base 109 to 579 and encodes 156 amino acids. Lineage: Eukaryota; Viridiplantae; Streptophyta; Magnoliopsida; Poales; Poaceae. The transcript is spliced from 2 exons.